AUGGCGGCGACGUUCUCGCGCGCGCGCGCGCGGGCGGCGUUCCCGCGCGUCUCCAUGACGACGGCGCGCACGCUCGUCGUCCUCGCCGCGGCCGCGAUCUGCGUCUUGGCGCGUCCAACGUUCGUCCUCGCGGACGGCGUCGGCCGCGAUCGAGGCGCGGUGGCGAAUCUCGCGGUCGAGCCCGCGAACGAUUUCGCGUACACGACGACCGCGGAGUCCCCCUCGGGUCCGAAGUACGCGAACGCGCGACUCGAGCACGUCCGCCCGGACGAGCGCGUCCCCGAGCCGCUCGUGUCCAUCUCCCCGAUGGAUCUCGACUUCGGCGGCCCGACGCUGUGCUCCGUCGCGUCCUCGCACGUCACGGUGAUGAACAAAGAUCCGACGAAGGCGCUCAAGGUCACGUCCGUGACGACCGAUCACCUCGCGUUCCAGCCCGCGAACUUCACGCCCGUGGAGCUGCCGCCGAUGGGCCGCGCGCGCGUGAAGAUCGCCUUCAUCCCUCGCGCGUUGGGCGCGUCGCACGCGUCCUUCAUGGUGCACACGUCCGUGGGCGCGUUCAUCGUCCGCGCCAAGGCGAACGCGGUCGAGUCCCCGUACAAGGUGCACCCGCUCGUCGGCGCGCAGAUCCAAACCGGCGUCCCGCACGUCUACAGGCUCCACGUGCACAACCCGCACGCGACGCCGCUGACGGUCACGUCGGUGGACACCCCGGACGACUUCAUGUCGCUCGCGCCCGCGGGCAGGGACGAGCGCGACCACUCGAGCGCGUUUGACGCGGAGACGGAGUACGAGUUACAGCCGGACGGCGCGACGUAUUUGAAGAAGGAGCGGACGUAUGACCGGUCGAUCUGGGAGAUCGAGCCGGGGGAGACGCGCGCGAUCGUCUUGGUGCGCGUCGACGCGAUGCACGACGGCGCGCACGAGGGGCACGUGAGGGUGAGCAUGGAGCACGGAGAGGCGGCGGACGGGUCGAUGCGAGACGACGGCGGCGGCGGCGGCGGCGGCGGCGACGACGGAGGAGGAGUGGGGGGAUUCGAAGGAUUCGAAGACGAAAACGCGACGGCGACGCGGCGGACGCGCGCGGGUUCGGGUUCGGGUUCGAUCGACGCGAGGAGGGUCGCGCGCGCGGAGCUGCACAUCCCGGUGCACGCGCACGCGAGCCCGACCGGGGUGUUCGCGUCCCCGGAUCGGAUCGAUUUCGGCGUCGCGACGCGGCGCGUGGACCGCCUGAGGACGUCUUUGUCGCUGUUCAACGGCGCGGACCGGCCGACGCGAAUCUUGGACGUGCACACGCGCCCGGCGGACCCGUCGUUCCGAUGGCGCUACGACAAGGACGCGCUCAUCGCCCCGGACGCGAGCGCGCUGAACGCGAUCGAGUUUACGUACAGCGGCAAGCUCGCGGGGGAGAGGACCGGAAACGUGUUCGUGAAGAUGGAAGGGCAGCGGAGGCCGAUCGUCGUUCCGUAUCGCGCGAGGGUGUUUCACGGGAAGCUGCAGAUCGACGACGCGGAGGUGAGCUUCAUCUCCCCCGAUGAGGAUGAGGGCGGCGACGGGCCGUUCGACGCGAUCUCGAACGUGGUGACGGUGAAGAACAAGUUCCCCACGCCGAUCAAGUUUCUCUCCGCGAAAGUGACGCGGAUCGAAGGCGUGGACGACGAUAAGAUCGCGGACGAUAAGAUCGCGUCGUUCGACGUCUCCGACGUGGACUUGGGCGAGAUCGUCCUUUCCGAGGGUACGCUGUCCCCGUUCACGCUCGAGUGGACGCCGACGCGCGCGGGCGCGUCGUUCACGGCGAUUCUCGCGUUCGAGACGGACGUCACGACGCUGGAGGUUCCCGUGAGGGUGUACGACGGGAAGCUGACGUGCGUCGAGGACGACGCCGCGAUCGCGAUCGCGGCGUCGAUCGAGUCCGAAUCCGAGUCCGCUGCCGCGGGCGCGGCCGCGGACGUCGUCGGGUGCGCGGACGACCGCACGGUGUCGAGCAUCGACUUUGGCGUCGUCGGCGCGCCCGCGACGAGAACGAAGCGCUUCGCGGUCGGGAACCCGAACCAGUUCGCGAUCGCGAUGACGCGCGCCGUCUCCACGGUGCGCGCCGUGCGCGCGUCGCGCGUCGUCGUCCUCGCGCCCGACGGAGAGGAAUCCGGCGCGCGCGAGUGGAUCCUCGACGCGCGGCGGCGGACGUGCGACGGCGACGGCUCGAGCUCGACGUGCGAGCAAGCGACGGACGCGGUGAUUCCCCCCGGCGGCGUCGCCGUCGUCGACGUCGUCGCGGACGUCACCGAGGACGAGAUCGCCCCGGACGGCGCCGUCGUCUUCGCGUUCGACAACGGCCGCGAGUUGCGGACGCGCGUGUCCUUGCGCGCGGUCACGGGCGAGAUCGUCGUCAAGGUGGCGCCGCUGCCGCCGUCGCACCCGGGACGGCCUGCGUCCUCGCCGUUGAUCGUCACGAACACGUUCGCGGAGACGGUCACCCUCGCGGACGUCGAGUCCGACGACCCCGCGAUUCGAUUCGUCCCCGCCAAGGCGUUCGCCACCGGCGGCGCCCGACCGAAGCUGGCGCCGAACGUCGAGACCGUCGUCGGCGAGGUGCACUUCGACCCGUCGACGCUCCCCGAGGACGCCGCGUACCUCGGCGGUCUCGUCGGCGCCGCGGGCGAGACCGCCGCGGAGCGAAGCCUCGGCGAGCUCACCAAGUCUCACGCGGAGGAGCUCCGCAGGGCGAACGUCGCGUGGCUCGCCGCGGCGGCCGGGAGGGACGACGACGGCGCGGCGACGACGACGCUGCGACUGCGCGCCGACGCAGUGGACGUCACGCCGGUGCCGGUGACAACCACGCUGGUGCGGCCCGCGAUCAUUAAAUGGGAGUUCGUCGACGUGGAUCGCGGCGAGGACGGCGGGGCGACGGAGACGGUCGGGGACGAGAUUUCGUUCGGCUCCGCCGUCGUCGGCGCGACGGGACGCAGGCAAGCGCGCGUGUACGUCGUGAACCCGUCCACGACGGGCACGAUGUGCGCGUCGUCGCCGCCUUUAACGCGCGUCUCGACGCGCGCGACGCGGUCCUCGAGCGGCGGCGGCGACGCGUCCGCCAAGCCCGGCGUCGGCGCCGGGCACGAUCACGGCGGCGCGCUCGCGGCGGCGAAGGCGCACCUCGCCGGCGAUUUCCCCGGCGCGUCCGUCGUCGGCUUCACCGUGCGCGACGGCGACGUCGCGUCCAUGCUCGGCAAGAGGCGGAGGUGGACGUUCAAGUCUGGAACCGCGGCGGCGUCGGACGGCGACGCGCCGGAUCGCGUCUGCUUGGGCCCGACCGAGCGGGCGUUGCUCGGCGUGGUCGCGUUUCAGCCGACGCGCGCGGGCGCGCACGCCGCGCACAUGUGCGCGCGGAACGACCUCAGCGUCCUGUCCUGCGUCGUCCUCAGAGGCGAGGGCGCGGAGCCGCCGAAGCUGAAGACGAGGAUGGUGACGUAUAAGACGCACACGUUCGGAUCCGCGCACGGCGCGGUGACGGACGUCGCGUUCAACACCGAGGCGGCGGAGGGGACGCAGGCGGUGACCGUCGCGGUGUUCAACGCCGGGAACCGACCGGUGUCGGUGUCGCCGCCGAAGAUCGGCACGACGGGGAAGUGCGCGUGGGGCGGGAUCUCCGUGGACCCGUGCGAGGAGACGUACCUGCGCGCGGGGCAAGCGAGCCCGAUCACGGUGACGUACACGCCGUCGUCGGACGAUUCGAGGAAGCCCCCGGCGGCGAUGAUGCUGAUGUUCGACGUCGCCGCGCGCGGCGAGGACAGAGAUGACGUCGUCGACGGCGACGCGGAGACGCUGUGGACGCGGAUCGUGACGACCGCGACCGCGAGCACUGGGGCGUACGAGGAGGGCGAGUAUGUCGCCGCGCGCGCGUGCGAGGGGUUGAUGUGCACGUUUCAGGUGACGACUUCGGAGUUUGUCGUCGCCGUGCUCGCGGUGGUCGUCGCGUAUCUGGUUUUGUUCGUGCAGCACGGUGUCCACGCGGAGGAGCCGACGGGCGCGAAGGAGACGUCGGCGGGCGCCGCGAAGAAGGGCGACGGCGCGAUGGAGACGAAGAAAGGGAAGGAGGCGAAGGAGGAGGAGGCGGCGGCGGCGGCGGCGAAAGAGGAGGAGGACUUGAAGAAGGAGAAGGCGGCGGCGAAGAAGCUGAUGGACGAACUCGUCGCGGAGGCGGCGGCGAAGAAGCUGAUGGACGAACUCGUCGCGGAGGAGGAGGAAAAGCGGAGGAAGAAGGAGGAGGAGAAGCGGAGGAAGAAGAAGGAGGAGGAGGAGGAGGAGGAGGAGGCCGCCGCCGCCGCCGCGGAGGUCGCGCCGGCGCCGCCGCCGGCGGACGAGACGAGGCGCGAGGAGACGCGCGAGAUCCCGAAGGAAACGACGAAACCCGCGCCGCCGGUCGCGGUCGCGGAGCACAGGCCGGUCGUCCCCGCCCAGCAGGCGAAGAAGUCGCCGGUGCCGACGCCGAGGACGGCGACGGCAGCCGCCGGCGCGGGCAUCGGGUUCGCGGCGGGAACGAAGCAGCCGCCGGCGCCGAAAUCCGCGGAGACGAAGUUCCCCAAGCCGAAGUGGAUGCCGCCGCCGCGCGAUGUCGUCGCUCCCGCGGUCGCUAGGCCGGCUCCGCCGCCGUCGUCCACCCCGGCGCUGGCGACGAUCGCGGCGACGCACCCGCCGCCGGCGCCGCCGCGCCCGCCGGCGUCGUUCCUCCCGCCGCGACGGCCAGACUGGAUCACGCCGCCGAACGCGGAGGCGCCGCCGCCGGUGGCGCCGCCGCCGCUUGUCGCGCCGCCCGCGGCGUCGCGCCUCGCCGGGAUCUACGCGACCGCGCCGCCGCCCGCGCAGACGACGACGACGACGACGACGACGACGAGCGCGUCGUGGAACGGGCACUCGUUGCUCACGCCGUCGGACCUCGCCGCGAUGAUCGGCCAGGGCGGCGGCGGCGGCGGCGGGAGAGCGCCGCCGGGGUACGGCGGCGGACGUCCGCCGAACGUGGACGACAUGUUCGGGCCCACCGCGGGAGCCGCGGGCGGCGGCGGCGGCGGCGGAGCUCGCGGGUACGACAUCUGGGGCGGCGACCACUUCUCGAGGAUGCGCGCGGCGAGUCCCGUCGGCGCGGCGGGCGCCGGUGGAAACGCGGGGAGCGGGUUCGCGUCGCCGACGGCGAACGCGAACGCGGGGCUGCCGUCGUUCUUCGGAUCCGCGGCGAACGCGGUGGACGACGACGCGCUCGAGUGCGAUGGCGACGGCGCGACGUGGGAAGAACAGAACAAGGUGUUGGAGGACUUGAACCUGCACUGA
This is a messenger RNA of Micromonas pusilla CCMP1545, 5316 nucleotides long. RefSeq lists its product as uncharacterized. The transcript has a single exon. Lineage: Eukaryota; Viridiplantae; Chlorophyta; Mamiellophyceae; Mamiellales; Mamiellaceae. The coding region runs from base 1 to 5316 and encodes 1771 amino acids. Gene Ontology annotation, cellular component: membrane. The record is from RefSeq and is a predicted model, not a curated record.